This is a messenger RNA of Odontomachus brunneus, 26274 nucleotides long. Its product is annotated as microtubule-associated protein futsch. Bases 1844 to 21082 code for a protein of 6412 amino acids. Lineage: Eukaryota; Metazoa; Arthropoda; Insecta; Hymenoptera; Formicidae. The transcript is spliced from 8 exons. Gene Ontology annotation, cellular component: cytosol; neuronal cell body; dendrite. Gene Ontology annotation, biological process: regulation of microtubule depolymerization; dendrite development; axonogenesis. The record is from RefSeq and is a predicted model, not a curated record. Gene Ontology annotation, molecular function: microtubule binding; actin binding.
GGAGGCAUCCGUCGAUCCCUCUACGCCGGUCUCCACGUAGCUCUCUGUCCUUCGUCUCUCUCUCUCACUCUUUCUGUCUCUCUCGCCCGUCCGCCCGCCACCCCCGUCUGCGGAUAGCCGGCAUCGUAGCACCGUCAUACUUGCUCCGGUACAUAUACAGACACGUAUACACGUACACGUAGGCAUACGUCACUGUAACCUCCACGAGCUGUCAUUCCGCCGCUCCGUUUCCCUCCGCUGACCUGACCCGACCGACCUGACACUGUCUCUUCUUCCCCAUUCCUAUCUAUCAUUCAUUACUCUCGCCCUCUCGCUCUUUCUCUCCCUAUCUCCCUCUUCUGUUCUCUUAUUACGAUCUAUUCUACUCUGCUCUCAUCAAGUCUCAACCGCUCCGAUCUCUCCGUCUCGCACAGCACCCGCGGCAGACCGCGAACGCAACGAGAGGUGGGUCCAGCCGGGCCCCACUGCGGGCAGAGAGUAGACGAAGGGACUGGUAGCUCGGUCAGACCGGCAAACGACCAGUGUACGCGCGGCUCCUCUUCUCCCCAAGGGACAUCUCGCGCUCUUCAAGGGCGGCAUCACCGUUCGCCCUGCACGGCGGCAGCAGGAGUCCUCCGGGAUACCCGGGACCUGGUAGCCGGUCGAGACUUCCCGGCGCGAGGAACCUGGAACAUUGCUGGAGGGUGUAACGAGUAACCACCAGGUGAGUGCGCACGGAACUUGGUCGAACCAAUCGAAAUCGCCGCCUGCGUGUCGGCGACCGGGCGUUUAACCAGGUCACCGACGAUGACGACGCGGUAUACUCAGCCCUGACGAAAUCCCCGCUGACGAUUCCUCGUCAACGAUAUGACGUAUGGAUUUUAUCGGCCGUGGCGGUCGGCGCCGCCGCCAACGCCGCCGCCGCCGCCGCCGCCGCCGCCGCCGUCGAGCGACCCACGAGAGGGGGCGACUUGUUACUAAGGGGGUGCACUGCAGUGACGGUACGUGGUGGGGUGGUCUCGCCCCCGAAAGUUUCGCCGGAGUUACCGUCCGUUCUCGUUCGCCGGUCUCUUUCCCAUAGUCAGUGCGAAGCUACAUUCGACGUGCUCGUUUGGUCAUCUCGCAAAAGAAAGGAAAAGAAGGAAAAUUGGAAAAAAACAUAAGAACAAGAGGGAGAAAGAGAUAGUGCUACAGCAGUGUGCGACCACGGCGACGUAGCCGUCAUCCCCAGUCGUAGAGGGACAGUUGCGAUAGUCAGCCCUUCGCGCAGAGUACGCGUUGCGUUCACACGGCGGCAGCCGCCGUAGGGUGGAUCGAUCGGCAGUCUCGCUCGAGUGCGAGUCGCGUAUUUUCGGCUGCCCAGUCGGCUGUAGUCAGAAUUUGGAUCAAUGAUCUAAGACUAUACGCGGCGGAGGUGCCCGGCAUCGUGCCCGUCCUGCGCAUUGCGCCGGCAGGACGGUGUGGUAGCGUCGCUCAUUUGCUCGUUCGAAGGGCUCGUGGCAAAUCCUGCGCAAAGCCGGCUCUGCCGACGUGGGUGCGUACAUACGGGUAACGGUACGGUGCCGCCACGGCGCCGACUCGUCCGCGAGACGAUUCCCCGCUGGAUCGUGCCCCGACCACUGGAUUCUCCCGGCGAUCUGGUGACUGCAAGGCGACCAGACGCCGAGCCGUCAUCCGUGGAGCUUUCGCGUCCUAGAUUCGUUUUUCUUCCGUGUUUCUUCUCGACCUCGUCGCGUGAAGGGCUUCCGCCAGCGACUGUCUUUCCUGUCGGCCACGGGGAAACGGAUUUUCCUCUCGCCGUGGAGUCUCGACUUCCUGAUAGGGUUUCCACGAGAAGCUCAUCGACGUUCGGCUUAGCCGCGCAAUGAGUACCACGGAUCCCACCGGGGAGGGUGGAGGAGGAGGAGGUGAAGGAGGAGGCGAAGGUGCUUCGACAACGACGACGACGACGAACGUCGAACAAACGGCAUCCCCGAGCACGCCGAUUACCGGCACCGCGGUGCCAGCGCAGCCGGCCACUCAGCAGCAACAACAACACCCGCCGCCGUCGCCCCUGAGUGGCUGUUACCUUCUCGUGGUGCUUCCUGAGCCUCAUACCGCACAACACAAGGACCUUAUCCUAAACCGCCUCGCGAAAGGUUUUCUAUCAUGGGACAAAGACAACUGUCACGUGGAUCUGGAGAAAGAAUUAUUGGCUUUAGUAGCACAAGCCCCCGAAGGCGAGGAAGCCAGAAACGGCGAAAGGUUGAUCCAAUAUGCCACCGAGAAUCUCGUGACGGAAGUUCUCAUACACCCGCAAACGAAUACAUUGUUACAAUGUAUCCGUAACUUUCUCGCAAGCUUCACGAAACACCGGCACAUCAUACACGCUGGAUACACAUUCGGUGGUAAUGGUUCCUGGAUAUUGCAGGAUGGGACCUUCAGUCUCGCAGACUUUCUGGAUGCGUUCAGUGAACAUGAGGUGCAGAGAGUCCUUCGUGCCUACGAAAAUAGUGUUACCGUAGAUAUACAUUGCGUGGGUGUCGGCGAUUGGACGACGAGUCGAUUAUCGAAGGAAGCUUGUUGCAGAUCUUGUAGGGUCAGAGUAAAUCCCGACGAUGUUCUCACAGCCGGUAUGCUGGCCAUCACGAGUUUCACGAAUUACAUCGGACAGUAUCUCGUGGCGCAAACAUUAGACCAGCUCAUGGAACCGUCCGACGUCGUUGGAAACAUUAGAUUUAGCCAUCCGACUUUAUACGUCUUCCCCGGUGGGCAAGGUGACGCCGCGCUUUUCGGUAUAAACGGCUUCAACAUGCUCGUCGACGGCGGCUUCGCCAGGAAAGCUUGCUUCUGGGACUUCACCAGGCAUUUGGACCGGUUGGACGCAGUUCUAGUCACUAGGAUAAAUAAUAGCAACAUCGGCGGCAUGUUCAGUGUCCUUCGUAAGAAGAAAGAGAUGCACGUCUAUCCUCAGAUCGGCUAUUUCUUCUGUAACUUAGUUGAAAGAAGACAAUCAAAUUCACCGGACGGUGAUAAAGACAUCGAUCCCCUGAUUCUGAAUCUUACCGACAUUGGUCAGGAGAUGGUGUUGAAUUUACGGCACAUCAGUCUCCGUGCUCAUCCUUGCUACAGGGAUCCCGAUCCGAUCAAUCUGUACCACAAGGUGGGUCACGGUACACUGGACAUGUACGUUCUCAGCCCGAGCAAGGACAGUCGCGAGGUGCGCGAAUUUCUGGUGAAGUGGCAUGCGUCGGAUUCGAAACUGUUUGCCGGCUCCCAUAAAAAGGACUCAAACAAUCUUACAUUCCCCAUUCAAAAUCUCGUUUCGAUAUGUGCGCUUCUGGUCUGGCAGCCGGCUAAUCCAGAGGAUACUAUCACACGAAUCCUCUUUCCCGGCAGCACACCGCAGCACAAGAUCUUCGAGGGAUUCGAGCGGCUGAAGCACUUAGAUUUCCUUAAGCAUCCGGUAUGCUCCGCGAAAACACUAUCACCGUCGACGUCGUUGGCGACGCUCCGCGACAAGCCGACUAAGCAGAAGCUCAGCCUCAUCGAGAAAGAAUCCAAGAAGGUCUCUGAGUUAAGGAAGAGAGAACCAUCGGAGCCCAAGUCGAUCAAAGCCGUAGAGGAGACACCGAAGAUUACUCCCCAAUCCACGCCGAUUAUUCCCAUAAGUAAACCCAAGUCCGAGAUAAAGACAAAGAAGAUCGCGGAGAAUAAAAAGGUUGAGACCGAGGCGAAGGAAACGAAGAAGCUUGAGCCCGAUAUGAAAGAGAGCAAGAAAAUCGAGAAGGAGCUGAAAGAAGUGAAGAAGGAAGCAAAGAAGGAGCCGGCUAAAGAGAAGGUGGAGAAAGUCGAGAAGGAUGAUAUCAAAAAGACUGAUUUAAUUAAACCGGAACCCGAGAAGACUGCGCCAAAGGAACCCAAAGCGAAACCCGAACCGAAGAAAAAGGAACCGAAAGAAGGCAGAGCCAUGUUGAGGGCCGCGAAGGGCGAAGCAAUGCCGAAGCCAAAGCCGAGCGGGAAGAGAACGAAACCUUCUAGCGCGGAGAAAAAAGACGCCGUGAAGAUUUCCUCGACUACUCCGAAGAAGACCCUUAACGGCACCGCCACAAAAACAGAAAUUUCGAAAGCCGUACCGAAGGUGCGACCAGCGCCUAAGGUCGCGCCCAGUCUUCCGGCGAAGAGCGCCAAGGAGGCCAACAACAGGAAGGUGGUAGAACAGAAGAAUAUUGAGAAGUCCGGCACAAAGGAUACCACGGCGGCGCCUGUCGUUAAAGUCUCGGCUAAGCCGAAACCGAUGGAUCGGAAGCCGAUCAGCCGUCGUACCAAACCAGUAAGUCCGAGCAAAGCUCGUAUGCCAGGCAGCCCGGCCAAGUCCACCCGCAGUACGCCGACCACCUCCGUGAAAUCGGACAAAGACGGCGUCAUUCGCAAGGUAAAAGGUGACAAAGGGACCACCGAUUCGUCCACGGUUUCCACUCCGUCCGGUAUUGAACCAGAGGCGGUGAAACCGAUCGAUAAGAGUUUAAUUGAGCAGUCGGAGGAUAUUUCAUUGGAUUCAAUAGAGAGCAAAGUGCUAGCGGAUCUAAAAGAAGAGCGAGAGGUCGUUGAGGAGAUCGAAGCUGUGCUCCAAAAAGCCGAGAGAAUCGAAGAGACUCGAAAGGACGAUCGUUUUGAGGGAGACGACGAAAUCACAGCUGAAGCCACUGACAAGAAAGAGGAGGACAUUACAGAGGAGGACGUCACCGCCGAAAUUGAGGACGCGCCUAAGAAGGAAGGUUCCCGAAAAGAGAGUCAAGAAUUGACCGAGGAAGACGAGUAUCUUAUUGUGGAGAAAGAGGAGGUCUACACCGAAGACUCCGUUCAGAGCGGUGAAGGUGAACAGAAGCAUGUUCUUGACGAAGCCGAGUCGGAAAAGGCGAAGAUCUUGAAAGACAUAGAGGCAAUGAAGGAAAAGGACGAGAAAGAAGAGCCCGAGGAGAAGGGAAAAGACGAAAGCCCAGAGAAAAAAAUCGAGAAAGAAGAGAAGGAAGUCGCUGACCUGUCCACCGAGCACAAGGAGCAAUUACAGGCGGAAGUGAAGGAGAUAAUAGCCUCCGCGACUGAGAUUGUGCAGAAGGUCGAAGAGAAAGACGAUUCCGGCAAGAAGGACAGCGAGGAUAUCACGAAAGAACCGUCCAGCCUGAGUCCGGACAAGUUGGAUUCGUCGGAGAAGAAGAUCACUGACACUGACAUAAAACCGGACGUCGACCAAAAGGAGCAGAUUCUAGAGAAGAUGGAAGAGUCCCAAGAGCGCAUCUCCACGAUAGAAUCCGGAGCUACCACCACCGCUCCGACUUUACCCGAAGACGAGCGAAUACCGUUGGACGAGAUAAAGGAGGACAUUGACGAGAAACAUGUUAUCGAGGAGGUAAAAGAGAAAGAUGCGCCGGCGAAGUUGAGGGAAGAAGUCGUACUGGAAGCUAUUCCCGCACCUGUAAAGCCGGAAGUCAAGGUGUUUGAUGUUCGUCAAGCGAUACAGAAUCUACAGAGGGACAUCGUCAAGACACCCGACGAGGUUGCCGAUCUUCCGGUUCAUGAGGAAGUCGAUCCGAAACUAUACAGGAUGGAAGACUUCGAGAAGCGAAAAGAGGAGAAGCCGUUGCCGACACCGCAAGAGAUUAAAGAGCCGCCUACGCCGCCUAUCAAGGAGCAAAAGGGUGUCUUCAGCUUCUUUGGCAAGGUUGCUGACAAGUUCGAGAAAGGCAUCGAUAAGUUAACUAAGAAGACGAAGAAAGAUACCGACAAGGACUCCGAUGAGAAGUCAUCUUCAAAAUCGAGUUCCCCGAAAGAAGUAAAAGUACAAGAGAAAACGCUUCUGGAAGAGGUCGACAUGGAGAAGAUGUUCCCCAAAGUCGGCAAACCCACCGAUAAGCCUGAGACAUUCGAAGAGGUGCAACCCACAAUCGCGGACGUAAAAAUGGCUGCGAUCAAAGAAACGGCAGCAUUCAUACAACAGGAAAUACUGGACGCGAAGAGGAAAAGUGUAUCAGACAUUGAAGAGAAGCUUCCGACUGAUAAACCGGGAGAGAUCAUUACUAAGGUCGACAUCGAAGCGGCACCGUUCACGAAAGUGAAGUCUCCAGUCCUUUCGCCGACGAAAUCGCUCGAAGAUCAAGAAAUCGCAAAGGAGAUCGAGCUUCUGAAAGAAGAAGGUAUAGAGGAAGACGCCGAGGAGGUGAAGGCUCUUUUGGAGGAAGCGUCGAAAAAGUUCAAAACUGUCAAAGACAGUUUGAGAGAUUCCUUGGAGUCUUUGGAGGAAAAAAUCAAAGAGGAGGAAGAAAUGGCCGCCGCGUUACACGAACUACAACCUGCUUUGUCGGAUGCAGUGAAAGACACCUUAGAAGGGGUGAUCGAAAAGUUGGAGGAGAUCAAGCCACAUAUCGAAAGUCAGUUGCCUGACACAAAGGAGCCAGAGAAAGUCAAGUUUGAUAUACCAAAGGAUGAAGACUUCGAGGAGGAAUACGAGGAAGAGCCAGAGGGACCAUUCAGGGAUGUAAAAGAAGCUGUCAGAGAUGUCGGAGAAGUUCUCGCCGGUACUGCCGGUAUUGAGCUCGAAGAUAAGUCUAAGGAUGUCGUAGAGAUCGUGAAAAAAGUUGCGGAGGUUCUUAAGGAAGAUGACUUCCUUUCUCACAAGGCACUAUUUGAGGAGCCUGCUAAAAAGAAAGAGAUUUCGCCAAUUCCAACGGACGGGAAGCCUUCGAGAGAAGAAAUUUCGCCAGUUCCGACGGACAGAAAACUUUCAAAAGAAGAAAUCUCGCCGAUCUCGGCGGAGAAGAAGUCUUCUGUGCCAAGCGAGAAGGAAUCUCCGGAAGAGGUCGCCGAAUUAGACAAGAAAGUACCUAAACCUGAUUUCGAGUCUGUCGUGAUGCCGAGGAAAGUCGGUGUUACUGAAGAAAUCCCGGCCCAUGAAGAAGUUGAAGAACUCAUCCAGGAACCCGAAAAACCACUCGCAACAUAUGAAACCGACGCUGCCAAGGUGAAGGAAGAACCCUGCGUGAAGGUAACUAAAAAAGAGGAGGAAAUAAUGGCGGUACCCAUAAAGGAAGACAUCGCGAAAGAUAUAAAGGGCGCCCAGAAGAUUUGUGAGGAGAUGUUAAAGGACGAUGAACAUGUUUGUAAACAUGAGAAACCGGCCGAGCAGGAUUUGUCUCAAAUGGAUGUACUGCAAGCCGGCAUCGAGACCGUGUGUGUGAAGGAAGUGGCGAAGCGACCGUCUCUUGAAGGUAAGCUGUCAGAGGACGAGGUAGAGCAGCCCGUGAUAGGCUUCGAGCAGAAAGUAUCCCCGGCGAAGGCGGAAAUAGUGAUGGUAACGCCCGAUUCUGCUCCGACUUCGCCGAAAUUCAGCACUGACAAAAUGUACGAUGAAGAAUUGGAGUUGGGUCGCCCAGAAGCUGUAGAAACGCCAAAAUUGCCUGAGGAUGUGAAGGAAGUUCUCGGCAAAGAAGCGCCCGUCGAAGAAAUAAUCGAGGAACUAAUUAUCACAAAGAAGAAGAAAAUCACUAUCGAGGUAAUCGAGUAUAUCACCGUGGUGAAGCGCAUUCCCAAGGAGCGCGUGAUCUACAUAAUUGAGGAGAUCAUCGUGAAAAAGGGACUGCCAAGAGAGAGCGUGGUGGACGAUCCUGAGAUUCUUAAGCUGAAGGAACCGAUCACGCCUGAGAAGAGAAUAGAAGUCGAGGAAUAUAUUGUUAACGAGUAUAUCGUCAAAGGCAAGCGGAUUACUAUACAAGUCGUCGAGGAAAUCUCUAUCAAGAAAGUUGUGCCUAAGAAAAUCGUUAUCGAAAUCAUCGAGGAGAUCAUCAUUAAGAGGAAGAUUGUCAGACACAUGGUUUUCGACGUUCCCGACGAGGUGUUGUCGGAAAUAAUCCAAGAGGAAUCGCCGGAAGAAUCGCCGGAAGAAUCAGCGGAGGAGCAGGUAACACCGAAAAUAGACAUCACCGAGAAACGAGAGUCGAUUGUGGAAAUUACCAGCGCUGCAGUAGAAGUGGAGGAACCGAUUAUGCCGCAGAAACGAGUGGAAGUGGAGGAAUUCGUCGUCAACGAAUACGUCGUGAAGGGUAAGAAAAUGAACAAGUCAACGAUCGAUGAGAUUUCCGCCAAACAAACCGUUCCCAAACGAAUUCUCAUCGAAAUCAUCGAAGAAAUCAUUGUUAAAAAAAAGAUCCCCAGAAAUACGGUACUUGAGAUUACCGAGGAAGAAAUCUCGGCGAUAAUUGGAGAAACACCCGAGGAUCAAGAGCAAGAAGAAGAGCCACAGGCAGAGAUCUCAGAUGAGAAGCGAAAAUCAAUUACUGAAGUUCCUAUUUCGGAGGCGAAGGAACCGGUAACUUCGCAAAAGCGAGCGGAAGUUGAAGAUUACAUUAUUAAUGAAUACAUCAGCAAAGGUGACAGCAUCACUGUUCAAAAACUCGAAGAAAUCUGCGGUAAAAAGAAGGUACCUAAGAGAAUUAUUAUUGAGAUUAUUGAGGAGAUCAUUAUCAAGAGGAAGAUGCCGAGGCAUUCAGUGCUAAACGUGACUGAGGAAGAAGUGUCUCGCAUCAUUGAAGAAAAAGAACGGUCACCAGAACCGGAUGUACCAGUUGAGAAAAGAAAAUCGAUCGUUGAAGUCUCUAGUCUCGAUAAAGAAACAAAAUCCCCGGUUGAGAUGAAAGAAGACAAAGAAGAAGACAUGCCUGAACAUGAAGUCGGCAAAGAAGAGUUGUCUGAAGAAGACGGCGAAGAAGAGAAAUUGGUGGAUGGCUUUGUGAGUGUACCCAGGAGGAUCUCUGACGAUAAGAUAGAUGUGAAGAAAAAGGAGGCGUCUCCUGUCAAAGACGAAAUGUCACCAUUAGCUGCGAAGGAGCACGAAAAGGAUGUAAUAGAUGAUUUCGAGGCAGUCGAGCAGGAGUAUAAGGUGCACGACUUGUCAGUAACGUCUCCUGAAAAAGCGGACGAGAUGCGAGAGAAGGAAGACGCUGAAGAGGCUGCGGAGGACACCACGAGCGAAGUCAUUGAGGCGGACGAGAAAUUUGUGCAGGAAACUAAAGGAAAAGUGGAGAAGGAAGAACCCCACAUUGACUUGACAGAGAGCGUUAAAAGCGACGACGAGAAACGAGAACCCGAGGAACCGGAGAUAUCCGAGGUAUCAGAAGUCGUUGAUACCAUUGAGAAGUACUUGGAUGAAUCUAAAGAAAAGACGGACGACAUUCUCCCGAAAGAGCCCACCACGAAAUCAGUAUCGCCAGUCUCUGACAAGACAGAAAAACCUCCUAUUGAAAAAGUGGAGGAACCCAAAGAAGUCAAAGAAAAGGAGACGCCUCAAGACGUCGUUUCCGAUAAGCGGCCAUCAAUUAGCACGACUAUCGUGCCAGAAGUUAUUUCUAAACCGACUGCACCGAGUCCAAAGGCAGUCGACGACAAGCCCAUCACGGACGAGAUGAAAAGAACUGAUCAAAAAAUCGAUGAGUCGCGAAUCCCAACAAAGGAUGUGAAAUCAAAACCGGCAACUCCGACAAAAGAAGAAGUAUCGAAAACUAUUGAGCAUCCUGAAGAGGAAACAAAAUUAGCGGACGCGACAGGCUUCGCGAAAGAACCGAAGGUAGAACUACUCGAGGACGAUAAGAAACUCAAACUACUCGAAACUACAGAAAUCAAGGAUGAAAAAAGUCCUCAGGAAGAACUCGAGGAAGCCUCACGUAGAAAGAGGAGCGUUUCACAGGAAUCAGACGGUGAAGCACCAAAGAUAAAAGUCGAAGACGUCAAGCUUCCUGAAAAAGUUAAAGAUGAAACUGAGAAAUCACCUGAGGACAAACCAAUAAAAACCGAAGAAGACACCGGCACUGUGAAAAGGAUGUUAGUGACGGCGAGCAGCGAAGAUGGCAGGGAAGAAACCGAGAUUUGCCCAACUGGUACUAUAACCUUCACGAAGACCGUCACUCCGGACGAUUCUCUUAAGGAUGCGUCGGUUAAGUCCACACCAGACAAAGAUUCCUUGCUUAUGGACAAGGAUUCGUUGCAUUCAGGGGUCAGCACACCGGAAAAAGAUAGCAUCUCCGAGAAAUCCGUCACCGACGUUAAGGACAAAGUUACCCCGGAAGACAGCUUGGAAAAGUCCCCUGUCGGUACUCGCGAUUCGCAGGAUCUUGAAGAUAGUUUGGAGAAAUCAGAACCGCAUAAACCGAAGUACGCGAAACCAAAAUCUCCCGUCAAGGACACGAGCGAAAUCGAGAAGGCCAAAUCUCCCAUUGAACCCGCCACCGAACAAGUCGACGAGCCUAAAUCUCCCGCGGAGGAGGUCAAGGAUCAAACUGAAAAGCCGAAGUCUCCCGCCGAGGAAGUCGGAGAGAAGAUGGACAAGCCGAAGUCUCCAUCGCCGCUCGAGGAGGCGAUUGGAAAGAUCGAUGAAGCAAAGCCCAUCGUGGAAGCAGUUACUGAGGAGCUCAAGCAACACGAGGACGUGCAGAAACUAAAAUCACCUCUAGAGAAGUCUCCAGUAGAAGAAACAAUGGAGAAACCGACGCUUCCAAUUGAAAAGAUACUUCCGGAACCUGUAAAGGAAGGAGCGACUAUCCCGAAGACACCCGAAUCUCUCCGAUCAGAGGACGUUUCACCAGCUGAGACAAUUUUCUCGAAAUCACCCGAUAAGCAUGAAGCGCAUUUCGCGAAGACGCCCAUCAGUGAGGAAGACAUUGCAACCGAAGAAAUCGCUGAGAAAUUAACCGAACCCACGAAAGAAUCCAAACAGAUUGCGGACAAGGACGUAUCUCUGGCGAAAGAAAAAUCACCGACUCCGGAAAGCAAAGAUGACAAGCUUUUGGACGCUGUUCCAAAAGAGAAGUCGAGAUCGCCAAGCGUAAGCAGCGAGAAACCCGAUGAGAAGGAUACCUCGAGCACGUCCAGUGAAAAAUCUGAAGAUAAAGAGUCGGUACGUUCCAAAUCUCCCCAAGCCGAUUUGCUGGCCCAACCCGAAGACAAGUCACCGAGUGUCGCUAGUGUAAAGACGGAAGAAUUAACUGAAGUAACUGAACUGGAAGACAAGGUCGCAGAAAAAUUUCCAUCUCUUAGUGAAGCGACCGAGAAAAUGCCUGAAGAAAUCGUUGAAGAUAAACGUCCCAGUCUGGUGGAAAAGGAAAUUGUUAGCUUGCCCGACAAGGCAAGAUCUCCCAGCAUCAGCGAGAAGAAAACUGAUGAUGAUGAGAAGAUAGGUGACGGUAAAUUAAAAUCGCCCGUAGAAACCGACGAGAAAGUGAAAGAAGUGAAAACAGAAGUCGAGAAACAGCCAGAAGAGAAAGAACCGGCGGGUAGGUCUAAAUCUCCGAGCAUUACUAGUGAGAAGUUCGACGAUAAAUCUGUCUCUGAUAAGCCCUCUAGUGUUCUAAGUGACGGCAAAACUGAGGAGAAGGAAACCGAUAAGCCGAAGUCGCCUAGUGCAAUCAAAAGGGAAACGAUACGUGAGAAAUCGCCAAUUUUCGAGAGUGAACAUUACGAUGAAAAGGGACCAAUUGACGAAGCUAAAUCUCCAAGCGCAAUCAGCGAUCAAUCCGAUGAGAAGAAAGAGGCCGAUCGUUCCAAGUCACCGAGCAUUGCCGUGGACAAGCAGCAGGACUUUGAAGAUGCGACGGAGCAAGAUUAUUUAGAGAAAACUAAAUCCCCUAUUUUUGAUAGGCCAGAAUCGCCUAAAGCUAUUGAUAAGACUGAAGAACCUGAUAAAGAUAGAUCUCCCAGUGUAGCUAGUGAUAAAUCAGAUAGCAAAAAAGUAAGUGACCGUUCUAGAUCACCGAGUAUUAGACAAAGUAUAGACAAAGUAGACCUCAAGGAUAUGGACCUACCAAUCGAAAAGUCGCCCAGUGUCGCGAGUGUCAAGGACGACAAAGUCGACUUGAAAUCUCCGCGACUCGACGAAGAGAAGGCAGACCUGAAGGAUUCGAUACAGCCUUCACUGGAUAAGUCACGAUCACCUAGCGUUACGAGCACCAUAAGCGAAUCUAAAGAGCCACUAUUCAAAGAUGAGUCACCUAUCGUCGAUGACAAAGCGGAGGAAUUCUCAAAAAAGAGCAAAUCACCGAGUCCCGUCGAGCAGAAGUUAGACAUCGGCGAGCAAGAGCCGCGCGAGAAAUCGCGCUCACCUACUAUCGAAGAACAACAUUCGGCAGAGGAAGUGAGAAAAUCACCCAGUCCUGUCGGAGAGAAGCCGGAGGGUCUCGCACAAGAAGCCAUGGAGAAGUCGAGGUCCCCAAGCGUCUCGAGUGACAAGAAAGAGGAUCGUUCGAAGUCGCCGAGCGUCGCGGGAGAGAAGGUAGACAUUAAGGACAUCGCAGAGCAACCACUGGACAAGUCGAGGUCACCCAGUGUGGUGAGCGUCAGCGCCGACCAAAAGGAACCCGGGGACCGUUCCAAAUCGCCAAGCACCGUCGGCGAGAAGCCGGAUAUGAAAGACGUCGUCGAGUCGACAGUAGAAAAAUCCAGAUCUCCAAGUAUUAUCAGCGUCACCGGAGAACAGAAAGAGCCAACCGACCUUUCCAAGUCCCCGAGCGUCGCUGAGGAGAAGCCAGACUUGAAAGACGUCGCCGAGCUUUUGGAGAAAUCUAGGUCGCCUAGUAUCGUAAGCGUAAGCGGGGAUCAAAAAGAGCCAGCAAAAUCGCCGAGUGUGGCGAAACCGGGCGAGAAGGACAUAGAAACACUAACGGACAAGUCCAGAUCGCCUAGUGUCAUCAGUGCUACUAGCGAGCAGAAGGAACCGAUGGAUCUCUCGAAACCGCCCAGCCUGAUAGAUGAAAAAUCGGACGAGAAAGACACAACCGGAACACUUCCUGAGAAGUCGAAGUCACCUAGUCCCGUGAGCUUCACAGCCGAUCAGAAAUCUGUCGAACACUCAAAAUCGCCCAGCAUCGCUGGAGACAAGCUCGAUAUGAAGGAUGUUUUGGAGCCGUCUUUGGAUAAAUCCAGGUCUCCAAGUGUUGUUAGCAUCACGGAGGAACUAAAGGAACCACUCGGUCGUUCCAAGUCACCGAGUCUCGCUGGAGAGAAGCCCGAUGUGAAAGACGUCGUGGACACAAAAGUGGAUAAAUCAAGAUCUCCUAGUGUCAUCAGCGUUACAAGCGAGCAGAAAGAGCCGUUCGACCGUUCCAAGUCGCCUAGUAUCGCCGGGGAAAAGCCCGAUGUGAAAGAUAUUACGGACGCGGAAAUGGACAAAUCAAGAUCUCCUAGUGUUAUCAGCGUCACAAGCGAGCAGAAAGAGCCGCUCGACCGUUCCAAAUCACCAAGUAUUGCCGGGGAGAGGCCCGAUGUGAAAGACGUCACAGACGCAGAAAUGGAUAAAUCGAGAUCUCCUAGUGUCAUCAGCGACACUAGCGAGCAGAAAGAGCCGCUCGACCGUUCCAAAUCACCGAUUAUUGCCGGGGAGAAGCCCGAUGUGAAAGACGUCACGGACACAAAAGUAGAUAAAUCAAGAUCUCCUAGUGUCAUCAGCGUCACUAGCGAGCAAAAAGAACCGCUCGACCGUUCCAAGUCGCCGAGUAUCGCCGGGGAGAAGCCGGAUUUGAAAGACGUCAGCUCAGAGCAGCAAAUCGAAAAAUCACCGAGCACUUUGAGCGUCACCGGAGAUCAGGAAAAGUUAACGGAAGAGCAGAAGACUCCUGACACCGACACCAAGCACGAGUCGAUAGACAGGAGUAAAUCACCAAGCGUAGCGAGCGAGAAAUCCGACGACAAGAAGUCAGUUGGCGAUUCGAAGUCGUCCAGUAUCGCCGGAGACAAGGCUGAGUUGGCGGACGUCACAGAACAGCCAUUGGACAAGUCUAAGUCACCGAGUGUCGCGAGUAUCACAUCCGAUCAGAAGGAACCGCUGGAGAAGGCGAAAUCUCCGGUAUCUACGGAUAAAAAAGAUGAGCCCGAUAGAAGCAUGUCGCCAAGUGUAGCUAGCGAGAAGUCUGAAGGCGCAAAAUCAGCGGUUACCUCGAAGCCGUCGAGUGUGGCUGGGGACAUGGGUGACUUAAAAGACGUGUUAGAGCCGGCGUUGGAUAAGUCUAAGUCGCCCAGCGUGAUAAGCGUGACGAGUGAGCAAAAGGAACCGAUUGACAAGCCGCUGUCGCCUACAACGCUUCAUAAAGCAGAGGAGCCGCACGACAGAAGUAAAUCUCCGAGUACGGCCAGCGAGAAGUCCGAAAGUGCGAAAUCAGCGGUUACGGAUAAGAAAGAUGAGUCCGACAGAAGCAAGUCGCCAAGUGUGGCUAGCGAGAAGUCUGAAGGUGCAAAAUCAGCGGUCACUUCAAAGCCAUCUAGUGUAGCUGGGGACAUAGAUGACUUGAAGGGUCUUUUAGAACCAGCGUUGGACAAGUCCAAGUCACCGAGUGUCGCGAGUGUCACGUCCGACCAGAAAGAACCGUCGGAGAAGGCGAAGUCUCCUGUUACGGAUAAGAAAGAUGAACUCGACAGAAGCAAGUCGCCAAGUGUAGCUAGCGAGAAGUCUGAAGGCGCGAAAUCAGCGAUUACCUCAAAACCGUCGAGUGUAGUUGGAGACAUAGGUGACCUGAAGGACGUGUUAGAGCCGGCGUUGGAUAAGUCCAAGUCACCAAGCGUGACAAGCAUGACGAGCGAGCAAAAGGAGCCGGUGUCGCCUACGACGCUUCACAAAACAGAGGAGCCGCAUGACAGGAGUAAAUCUCCGAGUGUAGCGAGCGAGAAAUCCGACGGAAAGAAGUCCGCCGAAGGCUCAAAGGCGACAAGUGUUACGGAAGAAAAACCGGAUCUGAAAGACGUUACGGAACCGCCGGCCGAUAAGUCCAGAUCGCCCAGCGUCGCGAGUCUGACAGCCGACAAAGCGGAAAUAAUCGAGAAGCCAGUAUCGCUCACCGUCUCUGAAAAAUUGGAGCCACCUGUUGAUCUUAGCAAAUCCCCCAGCACUGCCAGCGACAAGUCUGACGAGAAGACGUCAGAUGACAAACUCGGCAGCAGGGAACACUACGAAGACGCGAUCGACAAGUCUCCCAGCCUCAUUGACGUGAAGAUAUCGGAGAAGAAAGACGCGGAGGAGAAGUCGGCGACUAUUCCCGGGAAAUUGGACGUAAAGUUGGCUGAUGACACGCCCCAAGUACAUGAUAAGCCGCGAUCUCCUAGUAUUAUCCUUGAUAAACCAUUGAUUACCGACGAAGUCGAUAAAAUCGAUAUCGACGAGUUGUCAAAGUCCGAUAUAACGAGCGAGCUAGGUUUAGUAGAUAAAACGAGAUCGUUAAGUAUCAUCAGUGAUAGAACAGAACCAAAGUCACCGUCGGAUGUCUCGAAGUCGCCGAGUCUGGCCGACGAGAAACCUGACCAGAAAGACAAGUCCAGAUCAUCCAGCAUUGCCAGCGAUGAUCCCGACACCAAGGUUGCGGAAGCGAAGGUCUCUUCGCGAGAACUACCGAUUUCACCGAGCCUAGAAGUUGGACAAGUCUCGAAGGACGAGUCCGCCAAAUCAUCGGGAGCCAGUUCGCCGGUAGACAAAACUCCGAAAGACCGGUCACGUUCGCAGAGUGUCUUCGAUAUCGGGGAGAAGACACCGGCCAGCAGAUCUCGAACAGCUAGUCUAUUUGAGGAUAAACAGGCAGAAAAGAUACCUCUUCCGAAACAGGAUGCAUCUAAACUUGCCAGCACGGAGAAACCGUCAGACGAGAAAGACGAACACAAGAGCUCGCCGAAAGCAAAGAGUCCUAUCACUUCCCCGGAGGCGAUCCAAGAAGAACUGAAAAAAAUCCGCGAGAAACGAUUCACUGAUUUCGAGGAGCCGGAGUCUGUCGAGCCGAUGAAAAUCGAAAAGCCGGACGAAGAAGAAGAGAUCGUUAUUCGAGUAACAGCAGAGAAGAAAGCUGAAAUUGAGAAGUAUAUUUUGGAAGAGUUCAUAAUUCGCAAGAGGAAAAUCAGUUUGGUGGUGAUCGAGAAGUUGGUAAUGACAUACUCGGUACCCCAGUUUAUAGUGAUGGAGAUCAUUGAGGACAUUAUCAGUCAACAAAAGAUGUCAAGAAGUUCGGUCUUCGACUUUGUUGACGAAGAGGAACCGGUCCAACCACAGAGACGAACAGAGAUAGAAAAUUACAUCACCGAAGAGUUCAUCGCAAAAAAGAAGAAGGUCACGGCAGAGGUGGUGGAAGAAAUAUCUCUCCUCAAAAUAGUGCCUAUAAAAAUAAUAAUUGAGAUUAUCGAAGAGAUGAUAAUAAGAAGACAAAUUUCCAGAGAUACCGUAAUCGAAGGUGACUUAAACUCGCUCAAUAUCCCUGUAAAAGAUGAGAGUCUAGACGGUAAGGGAUCUCUUUUCGACAGCGAUCAUUACGACAGAGACGCUAAAGUAUCCUCCGCUAGCCCUAGCCUCAGCCCGGAACCAAUUCCUUCUGACAAGUCGACCCAAGACAGUCCGGCUCGAUCAGAGCCACACAUUGAUGAAGAGAUCUCGAUAUCCGAAGAGAAGCGAAUGGAAACAGAGAAGCUACUAGAGGAGGAGUAUAUAAAGAAAGGCAAGAAAAUCACAGAAGUGACGCUCGAGGAGAUAAUCAUUAAGACCUCUUUACCACGUUACAUUAUCCUGGAAAUAGUGGAGGAGAUCAUACUGAAGAGGAAGUAUCCGCGGGAGUCUGUAAUCGAUUCGGAAAUUUAUCAAGAGGAUGAACCGGAGGUAAAUUAUGAAAAGGGAAUGUAUCACUACGACCGACCAACGGAUACCGAUUACGAGCUUCCGGAUGAUGGCACCAGAAAACCGCCGGAAAAAUACGGAAUGGACAUGUAUACAGAUUCAGAUGAACAACAGUUGGACAAGUCUGGUUAUUUGAUGGGCUACGAGAGUCAGUUCCAUAAAGCUUUUGUCGGCGGGAUGACGGAAAUGAGAACGACGCAUAUAACCACGCUGUCCGGAAAGUCGACCCCGGAGUAUGCCACGCACGACGCGACUCCCGAGUCCGGCAUUGAGCCCGGCGACAAGGCAUCCGGUAAGCGACCGCGAAUGGCCAGCAUGCCAAAAGACGAAGAGGAUGGGAAGUCUGAGCAAGCAAUGCGAGCCUUAAGCUUAUCAUCACACGCCAGCUUGUCCGUGGAGAGUUCAGAGGAGGACGUGAAAGUCACAAAGACGGAGAAACAAGAAAUCAGUGGUAAAGAACCUGAAGAGACGAAGAUCACGAAAGACGUGCCGUUCGAAAGAAUCGGCGAGAUUCAAAAGAUAGUCAAGGGAGAAGUGAUUCAGGGUGAGACGGAAACUAUCACAAAGUUGAGUGGACGCGAGAUUAUUGAACAUGACAAAUCAAAAUCGAUCGACGACGAUACGAUCUUGGUGAAGAAGAUAAUAAAACGUGAGAUAAUUGAAGGAGAAGAAAAGCCUGCAACUGGUAGCAAGGGAGCAACGAAAGAAACUGACGCAUCCAGUGACGCCGAAACUGACGGUGAUGUCAUCGUAGUCAAGAAAAUAAUAAAACGCGAAGUAGUUGAAGAGCAAGAACCUGAAGAGGUGACUAAAGUGACGACAAAAGAAACCGACGCAUCUAGUGACGCCGAAACUGACGGUGAUGUCAUCGUAGUCAAGAAAAUAAUAAAACGCGAAGUAGUUGAAGAGCAAGAACCUGAAGAGGUGACUAAAGUGACGACAAAAGAAACCGACGCAUCUAGUGACGCCGAAACUGACGGUGAUGUCAUCGUAGUCAAGAAAAUAAUAAAACGCGAAGUAGUUGAAGAGCAAGAACCUGAAGAGGUGACUAAAGUGACGACAAAAGAAACCGACGCAUCUAGUGACGCCGAAACUGACGGUGAUGUCAUCGUAGUCAAGAAAAUAAUAAAACGCGAAGUAGUUGAAGAGCAAGAACCUGAAGAGGUGACUAAAGUGACGACAAAAGAAACCGACGCAUCUAGUGACGCCGAAACUGACGGUGAUGUCAUCGUAGUCAAGAAAAUAAUAAAACGCGAAGUAGUUGAAGAGCAAGAACCUGAAGAGGUGACUAAAGUGACGACAAAAGAAACCGACGCAUCUAGUGACGCCGAAACUGACGGUGAUGUCAUCGUAGUCAAGAAAAUAAUAAAACGCGAAGUAGUUGAAGAGCAAGAACCUGAAGAGGUGACUAAAGUGACGACAAAAGAAACCGACGCAUCUGUUGACGCUGAAACUGACGGUGAUGUCAUCAUAGUCAAGAAAAUAAUAAAGCGCGAAGUAGUUGAAGAACAAGAACCUGAAGAGGUGACUAAAGUGACGACAAAAGAAACCGACGCAUCUAGUGACGCCGAAACUGACGGUGAUGUCAUCAUAGUCAAAAAAAUAAUAAAGCGCGAAGUAGUUGAAGAACAAGAACCUGAAGAAGUGACUAAAGUGACGACAAAAGAAACCGACGCAUCUAGUGACGCCGAAACUGACGGUGAUGUCACCAUAGUCAAGAAAAUAAUAAAGCGCGAAGUAGUUGAAGAACAAGAACCUGAAGAGGUGACUAAAGUGAUGACGCAUACCGUAGACACACCAGAAUCGAGUGAUGCGGCCGACCACGACGGCGACGUCAUCGUAGUGAAAAAAAUAGUGAAGCGCGAGGUGAUCGACCAAGAAGAACCCGAAGUGGCAGUUAUUAAAGAAAUAAAACGUCCAAGUAUGGGGCAAGAUGAACCCGAAGCGAUCACCAAGAUCAUCAAACGCGAGAUUGUAGAGCACGGUGAGCCGGAAGUGGUUACUAAGGUAGUCAAACGUGAAAUCAUCGAACAAGAUGAGCCUGAGGUCAUCACGAAGGUGAUCAAGCGCGAGGUGAUAGUCCCCGAUGAAGAGACGAGCGACUUUCAAGAGGAUUCCGGCGAAUUUGUAAAGACCAUUACUACGAAGACAACGAGGACCAUCGUCACACAAGAGCUCUCAGAUACUGAACUGUCGCAGGUCGACCCGUCAAAGAUUUACACCGACUCCGCUUCAGGUACAAGUUACAAAGUAGUGAGUGACGAGAGCACAGCGGACGCUGCAACAUCUAGCGCCGAUGUGAAGCGGAUUGUGACAACAGUGACCACCAUAACUGGCCCGGAUGGCAAGGUUACCACGAAGAAGGACGUGAAAGAGAGUAGCGACACCGUGGACAGCGAAGAGCUGUUGGAGAAGCUGAUCGACUCGACCUCGGGUGACAAAGCCAGCAAGCUCGCGACGGAGGCUAAGUCCGCGGAGAAGAUCGUGAAGGAGACUAUCGCAACCGUGACAUCGGGCACUUCCACACCUGACGUGAAGGCGUUCUAUGAUUCCGGCAAAUCGACGCCCGACUCCAAGCAGGAGGAUAAGCCCGAGGGAACUGUUGGCAAAGAAACGCGCUUGGGCGCGGAGAAACUCGAGCACUCGGUGUCGCCCUUGGUAAAAGACUUGAUAUCCGACGACAAGAGUUAUUCGGGCAAAUCCUCACCCGACAUAUCAUUGCCCAAGGAUAUUAUCUUCAGCGGCUCGACCGGCAAGUCCACUCCAGAGAUCCCCAUGUCGCCGUUAAUAAGAGACGGCGCCGCAGUGCAACCACAUCUUUCUGGGCGAUCGACUCCCGACAGAAGAUCCGAGGGUCGCUCAUCGACGGCCACUCCGGAGGGCUUCAAGUCGGGCGAAAUGAUACGGACUAUCAUUACCACUACGAAGACAAUAUCCGACGAAGGUGAGAUUGUCACGACUACUCGCGAAGUCACGGAGACGACCAACGAGAAGGGCGAAACAGUCGUGUUGGCAGAGAAGACCGACGUGAAAGUGGACGAGCGUCUACCCAGCAAGGAUGCCGCGGAGAGCGCGAUCAGUAGCAUUAUCGGCAGUAUUAAGUCCACUGAGCUGCAACAUAGCGACAGUCCAGGUUCCGACGAGACGUCCAGUGAGAAAGACCGAGGACCUAUCAGUCCGCCGAGUGACAGUAGCGUACGCAGCAAAGCCAUGACCCAUGUGUGGGGCAGCAGCGAAGAGAGGCAUACUUACUCCGACGACGAGCCGCCUUCGUCGUCUUUAUCCUCGACCUCGCAAGUCGGCUAUUCUCCGCAGACGACGCAUCGCCAUGAUCCGGUCUCGGACAAGGAAGAGGAACAGAAGACAGUCGAGUUUUCGGCAGCCGCGAUGAGCAGCAGCUUCUAUGGGGAAUUGCCGGCAGUGCCGCCGCAAAUCUCUGCCAUGAAGACCUUCCAUGGGGAGACCGGCAUGCAGAGAAGCGAGACUGGUCCCGUUCGUAGCCGAUUUAUGGUCGAGAAGGAGUUCGCCGGUGGCUAUGCGGAGAAACCGGAGGCGAAGAGGUAUGUCGACGAGGCUGACUUGGACUUCGACAAGGCUCUGAUGGAGCACAAGGAGAUGAAGGAGACCGGCAGCGCCUUUGGCAGCGGCAUAGCACCUAGAUAUACGAACGGUAGUCUUCGGCAUGAGACGGAGGAUGCAAGAGAACAUCCAUCGUCUUCCUUCCAGGAUGACGCGAAAGACGAUUCCAAAGGAGACUCGAAGAAAGAUCCCUUGACAGGUUGGGGAUCUCCGCUGGGAUUGCCGUCUCCCAAACCACCCAGGAAAUUCAACCUGAAGAAUCCCUCUCAACCGUCGUGCUCGAACGCAUCGACUUCCGGCACUUUGAACUUCGACGUGGUGAAAGAUUGGGGGGAACCUCUCAGACUACCAUCUCCGGCACCGGUAACUAACGAGGUAUUGAAUAAGGGAACGCCAGGCACGCCAAAGAAAGAACGGAAGCAGGCGAAAAAGGUACAGUCGGAGAAUAUGAAGAAUAAGAAACGCUCGGAGAGCCCCGGAAAAAAUGAAAAGAAAAUGAAGGAUUCGAAGAACAAGAUUCAGCCGGUUUACAUGGACUUGGCAUAUGUUCCGCAUCAUGGAAAUUCGUACUACUCUUCGUUGGAAUUCUUCAAGAGAGUGCGGGCGAGAUACUAUGUCUUCAGUGGCACUGAACCUAGCCGAGAAGUCUACGACGCUUUGUUGGAAGCUAAAAAGACUUGGGAGGAUAAAGAUCUUGAAGUAACCAUGAUCCCAACGUAUGACACCGAUACCCUGGGUUAUUGGGUCGCCGAUAACGAGGAGGCACUCGCCGCGAACCAUAUAGACUUAUCGCCCUCUGCGUCCCGGUGCACCAUCAAUCUUCAGGAUCACGAGACUAGUUGCAGUGCCUAUAGGCUCGAGUUCUAGGGAUUGGCAGCCUGCUCAGCCGUAAUAGUCGAGUUCUGAGCGGCGUCCGGAACGCGUCAUCAUUCCGUUUUUGGACCCAUUCCUGCUAAAAGACAGAAAAGAGCACGAACAGGAAAACAGUAACAACAGAAAGAAAAAAAAUCGAAAAGGUUGAGCUAUAAAUCGACCUACCGUCCCGUCAGGCGACCCCUGACCCCUCCAGGAGACCCGAAAACUAAACGGCAUUUCGAAUUCGAGAUUCCCUCGCGGUCGUAGCUUCGCGGCCUACUCCAAACAAGAUCGUAGAAAUUGUAUCGAACAAUGUAGAGGUUGUCCCAAAGAAGGAAGACCGAUUUUUCCGCGCAAGUCAAACACGGUGACUAUCUUCUAAUAAGUUAAGACGUUCUUCGUAUCCUUUCUCACGAGGAGACGGUGCGGACGAUUAGAGAGAAGGAGAGAGAAAGAGAGAAGAAAGAGAUCGUAGAAGUUGUUCCUUGCACGGAUACAAGGUAUAAAUUUACGUACUUCUAAGCGAUUAAUCGAUAGGAAGAAUUCCACGUACGAUCGAGGCUCGCACUGCGUUGAGCAACAACCAGCGUCUGUCAGGCGUCCUUGAUCCGACGGGAGUUAUUUGUAUUUCUACACUUUGCACCGUUUGAAGCCCAUAGCGCGCUGAUAUCGCCUGCAAUACGUUUAAUCAAUCACUGCUCAAAGUUGAGGACGAUCGAGACCGUUUGCGAUGUUUGAGCGUAGCUACGAUCGGCUGAUCGAAUCGACGAUCCGCAAGUGCCGCGGCCUGGGACAAUCUAUACGUUAGUUACCGAAUCAAUUGACUUUAGGAUAUUCUAAUUCCCCGACCCGCGACCCCGGACCGGAGGGUCGUACGAUCAUAAAUAUAGUGUCGAUCUCUUGAUGCGAGACCUCGCCCCACCCUCUCCUCAACAUCAGCAGAUUAAAGUAAAACUUUUAAUAUCUCGACACAGCUGCCGCUUCAACAGCACCGCGUAGUAUUCAGUGUAUAAGUUAAAGAAAAAAAUUGAACCACAGCAAAAGAGAGUAAGAGCAGACCAGGUUACCUCGAAAGAGAGAAAAGAGAGAGAGAAAAAAGAGACGAUUCGCAUCUCUGAAUUCAAUGGACGCACAUUUCGGGACGGAGGGAUCCAUCGACCCUCCGUGAUGGAUCGCUUAGAACAGGACGUUCGCAUGCGACCCGAGCAGAAAGGAUUCUAUAAAAUCAUACGUACACUACAUAUGAUUUCAUAUAUGAGUUUUAUCUUUGUAUGAUCACAUAUAUAAUCAUAUAUGUCUAUGCGGAAAAAAAUACUAUUGAAUGAAAGAAAGAAAAAAAAAUUUAUUCAAUUAAACGUCUACAUUACCGGCAACCACAAACAUAUGAGCGGUUAUUUUAAUUGUAUUUAUUCCGUGUGGAUAUAUAUAUAUAGAAAAAAAGUUCAUAUAUGAUUAUAUAUAAUCAUUUUUCUCGGGGUAUGCUCGAGAAGAGAAAACGAUCCACACCUCCGAAUAUUUUCCUUCGUUGUUACGUGAUUAACGGUCCCCCUUUCUCGUCGUAAAUGUCUAUUCGUGCGUAGGUAAAAUGGCUAAAUUCCAUCGGGAAGUUCUAGAUAAGAAUUAUCUGUGUCGUGUUUCUAUAUCGUAGAGAUAAUAGAGAUUACGAGGAAAGUGCGAUGGUUAUGAAAAAAGAGAGAGAGAGAGAGAACCAGUGCGAGAGAUGGAUCUCGUCGCUUCGUCAAUCGCGCGCGAUUGAGGGAGAGGGAUGAUAAUACACAAUCAUCUCGAGAUCUACGUGAACGAGACGGUCGAGUUAGCCGAACGAUCCGACAAUGGUGGCUUCAAUUAUGAAGAGAUCGGAAGAGAACGUUAUUCGUCGCUGUAAAGGAGGUGUGAUGACAUCUCGAAAAACGUCCAUUCACAGGACCCACAAUCCGUCUUCAAUUGUUUCUUUGGCGCGAGGACCUCUGCUUGCUGAGAUCGAGCGACGAGAACGGGACUUCAGAGAACAGUACUCGUGAGCCUGGUAGGCGGACAAGGAGUCUUUAGGGAAUAAUGCUACCAAUCGCCUUCCAAGGAAAGAUUUUAUGAUGAAAAUCAAACAUGAUGGAAGUCUUUGUGCGAGACAGAGAGAGUCCUUUUGUUCACAUUGAUCAAAAGCAGAUAAUCAGUGACCUAGUCACUGCAAUAUCGCACCAAUCAGUUCACGACUGGCCCGCUGACGAGCGAAGGAGCUUCCUCGAGCAGCGCCUGAAGGGCGAAUGAAGAACGACUUGUCCAGGCAAAAUCGCAAAAUUGCGAAAUUCGUUCUCCAAAGGAAGGAAGCGCAACUAACAGAGAAUGAGGCAGGAUUGCUGGGUCAAAAUGUGGACCUGUAGACGGACUCGAGCAGAUUUUUCGCCACAGAGACGGAGAAGAGCAAGCCAUGUCACCGUCAAGUCGGAAGUUGUUCCGCCCGGUCGCUGUUCUAUGAGGUACCUACGCGAGCUCGCCCAUCUCGGAGAGGAGAAUCGCUGUCCUUCAAGUAGAUAUCCAAAGUCCCAACAAGACUACGCGAUUCGUCGUCGCUGGCGACGUGGAAAUCCGCGUGGCGUCGCGCGGGUCCCGUCCGGGGAGAGAAGAUCGAUCCAAGUCGACGACACCUUUUGUACUUAACUUUCUCUCAGAGCUAUAGCGUUUUAUCGUAAGGUCAUAGAGUGCGAUGAAGCAUUGACGAGGAGACGAUGAUGAUGAUGAUGAUGGUGGUAGUGGUGGUGGUAUUGAUGUUGAUGCUGAUGGCGAUGAGUACGAUGACGACGAUAACAAUGGAAUACCGAUGAGUCGAGAACGUAUUAAACAUUGCGCUUAUUCGCCAGACCGUCACGUCAUCAUCAUUUUCGCGAACCGACAACAGGCCUCCCCCAUUCAUCUCUCACCUCACCACGGGAGCGUUUACCCCUUGAGGGACACGAAGGGACCGCGCGAGCGAGUCUUCGUGAAGAUGUCGUCGAUGACAACGUGCGUUCAAUCCUGCCUAAGCAGCACAAGAGUCUGAAUGUAUUCCGAAGGCAUCUGAGAAGGACUGGCUGGAAGACUCACGCUUAUGUUUAUGCCUGGAAGGUCACGUUUACGUGAUUUCGGCCACUUCUCACGACGUCCUCGCGACUGUUGGGCGUUUGUGCUGUCUAGAUAUCCCGUUCCCCGUUACUUCUCUACCGCGAAGGAGAGAGACAAGGUUGUACCAAGUAUCGAUUCUAAAUGUUCGUGUAGUUGUACCUUAAGGAGCCCAUCUUAGUGGCGAUCCUGCGCGUCCAGUUUUAGACCGCACUCAACGUCGCACGUCGAGCUCAAAUUGAGGCCGCGAGUUCGGGAUAGUCGACGUGCGUUUGGAGUCAUCGGGGCUGCGAUUUGGGGCGGUAUCGGGCGUGCGGCGAAGGAUCGAUCAUCACCUAGAACCGCGAGAGAACACGUAGACGGAAGGAGAAAUCAAUAACGAAUGAUAAAACGAGAAACAAGUGCGAUUAAGCGCGAUACCGAAACUGUGACUUAUAGAGGACACCUUUGCUCUCUCGUCAUUCUCGCGAGAUCCACGGGGAUGGAGACGAUGUCUCGUCAUGCGACGCGUCAUCGAUUUCCAUCCCCUUGAGCCGUAGCGAAGACUCUUUCGAUAUAUGGAACUCAAAAGUACCUUCUACGCAAACGUUGCCCGGAAUGUAAAAGGGAAGAGGACAAAAUCACAUAUGCCGCACGUCGCGUUGUCCCGCGGUCUUAAGUGGAUCUCUCGUCGAGUGAAUACCGGAGAAAGCUCUCCUCUAUACGAGACACAUUCGUGCCUACACGAAAAUGGUGCUCGAUUAGACCGAUCCUUAAUGAUACCCAGGUGGUACGGUGAUAUCCAAGCGGUGAUCGCGAGAGCGAUCAGAAGGAAGAAAGUUGAAGAGAAAGAGAGAGAGAGAGAGAGAGAGAGAGAGAGAGAGAGAGAAAGAGAUAAGGAAGCGAUUUGUCUGAUCGCUGCAAUCGACACGCGAUUAAUGGCCUUCAAGGUCAGGUUUUUUUAUAGAUUAGUGCGUAAGUUUUUUACAGCCCGUAAGUCAUACACGAUUUUGUUCGUCCGAUCGCGGAAUUGAUUUGUCCUCCCCACGCGCGUGCGUAGAUCACAAUUAAUACACGAAACAUGUAUAGAGAGAGAAAGAGAGAGAGAGAGAGAGGGAGAGUUUGAGUGGCACAUGCACACGCAUCGCAUCCCAUGCGCACGUAUUUUCAUUCGUCAUUUGUCCAAUUAUUUAUUGCUCAUUCUUCAUUGCGUUAUAUAUUCACCUCAGGCGUGACGUAUAUUACACAUUACAGAAAGUCAUUCGAUCAAAAAUCGGUUAGUGGAGGAAUUCUCGCCAGAGAGACUGAUUGCGUUUUUCUUUCGUAUUCUUUUCUUUUUAAUUUGGCGGAGUCAUAUGCGCGAUCAAAAUCUUACUUCGCUGACGAAGGGCGAAAGAGAAGAGGAGAAGAAGGAGAAGGAGGAGGAGGAGUGUGCGAAAAAAGAAUUAACUAAUAUAGGAGAAAGCAUGAGCGGAGACUUAAGCGACAUCGAGAAAGAGAGAGACGUGAACGAUCGAUAUUGUUAUAAAUACGAUUAUUACUAUUCCGAUUAUUUUUAACGACUAUUGUGCUUGUUAUUGCUACGAUAUAUUAUUAUUAUUGCGAUUACUAUUAAUAUUAUUACAUAUUACGAUUACGUUCGCGAGAGCGGGUCAUUAUCAUCAUCAUCGUUCUCUUUCUAUCGUACGAAUAAAGAAGUUUUUAUAACGUUUAUCGAUAUCUCUUGAUACGUAUGAUAGCGAGUUGUGCAACGCAUAUUGAGAUAGAAAGUCAGAAAUAGAAAACACUGGAGAGCAAGAGAGAAAAUGGAGAGAGAAAAAGGAAAAGAGAAAGAGAAAAAAGAAGAGAGAGAAAGAGAGAAGGUGAUGAUGAAGUAUGUACCUAUGUAUUUAUGUAUUAUUUAUUGACAAGUAAUAUAAUGACCAGUUAUCUAGGUAGGAUGUUAAAAUUAUGAAAUUCAAUUUAACGAAAAACAAAAUAAAUUAAUAAACUAUUAAAUGAAGCUAUUGUCGAUCGAUGAUGAUGCGCGCAGGAUAGACUAAAUAAACGAUGAAUUUAUGGAAGUAAUUUAAAUAAAAGGUAUAAAAAUGACAAAAAAAAAAACAAAUAAAAGAUUAGGAACGAGCUUUCAC